ACACCACAGUCCACACUCCACACACAUCCCUCCCUCCCCAACUGGGAUUAUCUGCUUCUUUGUUCAUUUCCUCUGGUUGCUCUAAUCGAAGCAGAGAGGAAGACAUAGAUAGAGAGAUGGUGAUAGGAGCAGACGGCGUCGUAUGGAUUGAAGGAGAGCAAGGGCAAGAGCAAGACAACUCGGAUUCUUGGACCAGAAACACCAGCAACAACAACAACAAUGGAGGAAGCAAUGGGAUGGGGUCUAAAGACGAUGAGGCAGAUAUUUCCGCCAUGAAUGGGUCCUUCUCGACCUUCAAAUCCAUGCUCGACACAACUGUUGACUGGUACAUGAACCCGCCGCCACCGCCGCCAGCUUCUCGUCACCUUGACCUUCUGAGCAGCCAGGAAAUCAGAGAGAUCUCAUUCUACGCAAACCCAUCAGCUGAAACGCUUCUAUUGCAACAUUCGAUGGACUCCUCCUCUUCAUGUUCUCCAUCACAGCCAUUCACUCUCGACCCCACGCAGUCCCACUCCUCAUUCUUGUCACCCAAACCUUGUUUCUCUUCUCUCCUCAACAUCCCCUUCGACAAUGCCUUUGAUUUCGGGUCCGAACCCGCUUUCCUCUCCCAAUUUCCGCCUACCCAUGUCUCGAAUCUGACGGAUUUCAGCAGUCCGGACUUUCAAGCCGCCCAGCUGCUCCCGGUUUCCGAUGGAAGCGGAGGCGGGGGUUAUGGUGUUGUCGGAGGUUUUGAUGGGUUUGAUAAUACUCUGUUCUUGAACAGAGGAGCCAAGGCUUUGAGGUCACUGGAAGUCUUGCCUCAGCCCACUUUGUUCCAGAAACGGGCGGCUUUGCGGCAGAGCUCUGAUAGAUUGGGGAACCUGGAGGUCUCGGGCCUGAGAUAUGGAGAUUUGGAGAGAGAAAUGAAGAGGAAGAGGAGCGAGGAGGGAGAGAUGGAGGAGGCCAGCAUGGAUGUUUCUUGUUUGAAUUAUGAUUCCGAUGAGCAGAAGGACGAGAGUACCAAGUGCAAUUCGAAUGCAAAUAGUACAGUGACGGGAAAUGGUGGAGGUGCUGCUGGUGAUUUGAAGGGGAAGAAGAAGGGGAUGCCAGCGAAAAAUCUGAUGGCUGAGAGACGGAGGAGGAAGAAGCUCAACGACAGGCUCUACAUGCUAAGGUCUGUAGUACCCAAGAUCAGCAAGAUGGAUAGAGCUUCAAUACUUGGAGAUGCCAUUGAUUACUUAAAGGAACUUCUUCAGAGGAUCAAUGAUCUUCACAAUGAAUUGGAGUCAGCCCCACCUGGUUCUUUGCUGCCAUCAUCAACAAGCUUCCAUCCUUUGACACCCACCCCAUCUACUCUUCCAUGCCGUGUCAAAGAAGAACUAUGCCCUGGCUCAUUGCCAAGCCCUAAAGGCCAGCCUGCAAGGGUGGAGGUUAGGGUAAGAGAGGGAAGGGCUGUCAACAUUCACAUGUUUUGUGCUCGCAGGCCAGGCCUUUUGCUCUCCACCAUGAGGGCUUUGGACAACCUUGGAUUGGACAUUCAGCAGGCUGUCAUCAGCUGUUUCAAUGGUUUUGCAUUGGACGUGUUCCGGGCUGAGCAAUGUAGGGAAGGCCAAGAUGUCUUGCCUGAGCAGAUAAAAGCAGUACUUCUGGAUUCGGCAGGCUUUCAUGGUAUGAUGUAGCUGGGAUGGUUGGAAUCCAUGGUUAUCCAUCAAAACUGAGACACUAACUUUAGUUCGGAUAAUUUGUAAAUCGCUUGGCUUCUCGGGAGUCAAUAAACUUGUUAACUGAGUUUGUAGGUUCACUUGGUUAUGGUAUGUUUGUGCUUAGUUAUGCUGCAACUGCACAUGAAACGUCUUCUCUUAGAAUAAAAUCUCCUCUUAGAAUUUAUUUGCUUGGUUUA
Messenger RNA from Tripterygium wilfordii, 1879 nucleotides. Its product is annotated as transcription factor ICE1-like. The record is from RefSeq and is a predicted model, not a curated record. Lineage: Eukaryota; Viridiplantae; Streptophyta; Magnoliopsida; Celastrales; Celastraceae. Gene Ontology annotation, molecular function: sequence-specific DNA binding; protein dimerization activity; DNA-binding transcription factor activity. Gene Ontology annotation, cellular component: nucleus. The transcript is spliced from 4 exons. Bases 117 to 1658 code for a protein of 513 amino acids. Gene Ontology annotation, biological process: regulation of DNA-templated transcription.